AUGCGCUCCGGUAUCGCUCUCCUAUUGGCUCUGGGUCUUGCUGGCGUUGCGCUUUGCGGCGCCACCCGGCCCGCCCCAGACGGCCUCUCCCUGCGCCGCCGCUCCCUGCUCCAAGUCUCCGUCGGCGGCGGCUUCAGCAUCGGCGGCGGCGGCGGCGUCAGGCGCGGCUUUGGUGGGCGCGGCGCCUCCUGCGUAUACCCGCAGUGCAUAACCCCAAGCCGCGCCCAGACCGCGCAGAUUCUUGCGGGCCUCAACUCGCAGUCCGUCGUCCAGCUGGCCGCCGGCUCGGACAACCCGGCCGCCGCGUUCGGGGCGACCCAGUCCUCUCAGCGCUCCGCCGUCGCAGCCGCGAACGGCGACAUCGCUUACCUCAGCAACCAGCACAUCUUCGACAACACACCUGGGUACUUCUAUGGGGGCAAGAGGCGCUGA
Monoraphidium neglectum is the source of this 432-nucleotide messenger RNA. RefSeq lists its product as hypothetical. The transcript is spliced from 2 exons. The coding region runs from base 1 to 432 and encodes 143 amino acids. The record is from RefSeq and is a predicted model, not a curated record. NCBI's taxonomy places the organism in Eukaryota, Viridiplantae, Chlorophyta, Chlorophyceae, Sphaeropleales, Selenastraceae.